AUGCACCCGGCGGGGGUCUGCGCCGCCUCCCUGGGCUCCCUGGGGCUGCUGCGGUUCCUCGGCGCUCCCUGGUCCUGGAGCCUGGCCGCGACGCUGGGCGUCUGCCUGGGCAGCGGGGGAUGGCGGCUGCUGCGGCUGGUCUUCAGGACGGCUCCGCGGGACCUCUUCGGCCUCUCAGUGCUGUUACAAGUCAAGUACAAGUUGCGAAGGCAUCAAAAAGCCAAAAGCACCAUCCCCAAGAUAUUCCAGGAUGUUGUCCGCAGGCACCCCGACAAAGUGGCCCUGAUUUAUGAAGCCACUGGUGAGCAGUGGACCUUCAGGCGGCUGGAUGAGUACUCCAACGCCGUGGCUAACUACUUCUACCAGCAAGGUUUCCGGCUGGGGGACGUCAUUGCCAUCUUCAUGGAGAGCCGCCCCGAGUUUGUUGGCCUCUGGCUAGGGAUGGCCAAAAUCGGCAUCGAGGCGGCUCUAAUCAACUUCAAUUUGCGCUUGGAUUCUCUGGUUUACUGCGUGAUGACUUCGGGUGCGAAGGCCGUGAUCUUCGGAGGGGAGCUGUCUUCAGCAAUAUCUGAAGUGAACGGGAUGUUGGGGAAGAACAUGGCAAAAUUCUGCACCGGUGACUAUAACCCGGAUGUCGUUCCUGCGGAGACCAGACAUCUUGAUCCUCUUCUGAGUACCGCAUCGAAAUCGCCCCCGACUCAGAUUCCAGUCAAAGGUUUAGAUGAUCGGCUCUUCUAUAUCUACACUUCGGGAACAACAGGAAUGCCCAAAGCUGCCAUUGUGGUGCACAGCAGGUAUUACCGUAUCGCUGCCUUUGGUUACUACGCCUACAAAAUGCACCCGGAGGACAUCCUCUACAACUGCCUCCCCCUCUAUCAUUCUGCAGGUAACAUCAUGGGAGUCGGGCAGUGUCUAAUCCACGGCCUCACCGUGGUGAUCAGGAAGAAGUUCUCGGCCAGUCGCUUCUGGGACGACUGCACGAAAUACAGAUGCACGAUUAUUCAGUAUAUCGGGGAAAUCUGCAGGUAUCUUCUGAAUCAGCCGGUCCGAGAGUCAGAAACCCAACACUGCGUGCGGCUGGCGGUGGGCAAUGGUUUGAGACCCACCAUAUGGGAGGACUUCACAAAGCGCUUCCGAAUUAAGCAGAUCGGAGAGUUCUACGGAGCCACGGAGUGCAACUGCAGCAUUGCCAACUUGGACGGAAAGGUCGGUGCCUGUGGUUUCAACAGUCGGAUUUUGCCCAGUGUUUAUCCCAUUCGGUUGGUGAAGGUAAACGAGGACACGAUGGAGCUGAUCCGGGAUUCCAGUGGGCUGUGUAUCCCCUGUCGCCCAGGAGAGCCGGGAUUGCUCGUCGGUCAGAUAAAUCAACAGGAUCCCCUGCGUCGCUUCGACGGCUACGUCAGCGAGAGCGCCACUAACAAGAAGAUCGCUUACAACGUGCUUCGGAAAGGGGACCAGGCGUACCUUUCAGGAGACGUGUUGGUGAUGGACGAACUCGGCUACAUGUACUUCAAAGAUCGCAGCGGGGACACCUUCCGAUGGCGAGGAGAGAACGUCUCUACCACGGAGGUGGAAGGAACGUUGAGUCACAUCCUCAACCAGACGGAUGUUGCAGUGUAUGGAGUGGAAGUACCAGGGGUGGAGGGCAAAGCCGGGAUGGCGGCGAUCGCAGAUCCCAAAGCGAAAGUCGACCCCAACGUCCUGUACCAGGAGCUGCAGAAGGUGCUGCCUCCCUACGCCCGGCCCGUCUUUCUCCGCCUCCUACCCCAGGUUGACACCACAGGUACAUUUAAGAUUCAGAAAACCCGCUUACAGAGGGAAGGAUUCGAUACAACCUCAGAUCGGUUGUACUUUUUGGAUCUAAAGUUGGGAAAAUACGUUCCUCUGGAUGAAUGCCUUUAUGAAAGGAUUUGUUCUGGGAAAGCCGCUUUAUGAUCUAGUCGGAUUCAGCCUUUUCGAGGAAAACGAUGACUAGUCGGAGGGACGUGACGCUGGCGGGAAGCCACGGGUUCCUGCCAGGUCCUCGCUCAGUGAAUCGCCAGCAGGGAAGCGCCUGGCGCGGCGGCUCCCUGCCCUGAAGCACAUUAACCCGUCGCCCGCUCCCUCCCUGAGCGCUGACAUCCCAUUAACCUGCCCUUACGCCUCUAGACAGAGAGUAUUUUUGUAACCACUACCCGCUUAGGGAGGAGUUCGAUGGCCAUAUUUAUUUACGGAGCUACCUGUGCCCUGUGGGGGAGCUUCUUUCUGCUCCCUCUCCGAACUUAACUGAUUUAGAUGAUUUUUAACCUCACUUGCGUUAAUUCACGUUUUAACUACCCCGGGCCGUGCCCUUAGGGCUGGGGAUGU
This is a messenger RNA of Gymnogyps californianus (California condor), 2346 nucleotides long. RefSeq names its product solute carrier family 27 member 1 (gene SLC27A1). NCBI's taxonomy places the organism in Eukaryota, Metazoa, Chordata, Aves, Accipitriformes, Cathartidae. The record is from RefSeq and is a predicted model, not a curated record. Gene Ontology annotation, cellular component: plasma membrane; mitochondrial inner membrane. Bases 1 to 1935 code for a protein of 644 amino acids. The transcript has 12 exons. Gene Ontology annotation, molecular function: long-chain fatty acid-CoA ligase activity; fatty acid transmembrane transporter activity; long-chain fatty acid transmembrane transporter activity. Gene Ontology annotation, biological process: phosphatidic acid biosynthetic process; positive regulation of heat generation; phosphatidylinositol biosynthetic process.